This is a messenger RNA of Plasmodium berghei ANKA, 4155 nucleotides long. Its product is annotated as ubiquitin-like protein, putative. Gene Ontology annotation, molecular function: misfolded protein binding; polyubiquitin modification-dependent protein binding. Gene Ontology annotation, cellular component: BAT3 complex. The record is from RefSeq and is a predicted model, not a curated record. Lineage: Eukaryota; Apicomplexa; Aconoidasida; Haemosporida; Plasmodiidae. The transcript has 6 exons. Bases 1 to 4155 code for a protein of 1384 amino acids.
AUGGAAGAAGAAAAUAUUAAAAUAAAGGUAAAGAGCAUAGAUAACCAAGAAUGUGAGUUUUGUGUAAAAAAAAACACAACAACAGAAGAAUUAAAGGGAAUGAUAUCAGAAAAAAAAAAUGUAGAUAUAAAUGAUAUAAGAUUAAUAUAUCAAGGUCAAUGUUUAUCAAAUACAAAAACAAUAGCUGAAUAUAAUAUCCAAAAUGAUCAUAUAAUACAUUUAGUAAUAAGAAAAAAAGAAAAUGUAAAUAAUAGUGCAUAUGAAAAAACAAAUCAAUUCAAAAAUAUAGACCAAGACAAUAAUAAUAAUAAUUAUGCUAGUAGUAGCACCCCCAUUAAUGAUCCUUUACAAUAUGGUUUUGCGUCCAACAUAAAUUUCAAUAAUGUUAAUAACAAUGGAAAUACUACAGAUAAUAAUAAUAGGCCAUUUGGUAAUACAACUAUACCUACAACUAAUAUUGGGGGUGCAACACCUCUUUAUUUUACACAUAUGAGAUUAACAAGAAAUGAUAAUUUGGAAAAUGAUAUAAUGAGCCAAACUAACAUGUGUUCACUAUUAAAUGAUAUUAUGAGUCAAGUUAAUAUUAAUCCGAAUUUUAUUUAUGGAGCAGCAGCAUCAGCAGUUAAUUCUGUUGGAUCUGGGGAAAACUUUUUUACUGCCAACAUCAGGCCCAAUGAUGCGAAUGUCAAUAUUAAUGAAUUUCGAGCUAAUAAAGAAAAAGACGCAAACAUUGCGAGUAGUCCGAACGUUGGUAACAAACAAAAGGACAUGGAUAAAGAUGAAACUGAAAAAGAAAGUGAAAAUAUAAGUAACGAGAUAAAUUGUAAUGAUGUGGAAAAGAGUGGAGAAAAAGGAACUAAUAAUAAUAAUAAUUGCGGAAAUGUAAAUUCAGAGCAUAAUAAACAAAAAAGUGAAAAACAAACGAAUAAUAAACUUCCAAAAGAAGGAAAAAAUAGAGAAAAAAAAAAUAAUAGUAGCAGUAGUAGUAGUAGUGAGAAUAGCAGUUAUGAAUAUAAUAAAAAUAACAAAGAAAGUGAUGAAGAUAAAAAAAAAAAAUUAAAAAAAAAAUUAAAAAAAAAAUUAAAAAAAAAAUAUAUGCAAAAAAUAAGAAAUAAAUAUAGUAGUGAUGAUAAAAUAAAUAAAUAUAAUGAAAAAAAUUUAAAAAAAGAAAAUAUUAAUGAUAUAUAUAGUUCUUCUUAUAAUAGCAAUUAUGAAUCAUCUUAUUCAGAAAAUUCGGAUACAAAAGAAAGGGAACUAGAUGAUGAAAAGAAAAAAAGACAUAAAAAUAAAAUCUUAGAAAAAUUGAGAAAAAAAAAAGAAAAAAAAAAAAAAAAAAAAUAUUAUUAUUCUACUAAUUCAUCAUCAGAUUAUGAUAAAAUAUAUGAACAAAAUGAAAAGAAAAAAAAAAAAAAAAGAAAUAAAGCCAAAUUUAUUUUUGAUCCAAAUCUUUUAUAUAAUCCAAAUUAUAUGCGUAACAUAUAUAGAGGUAUGUAUAACCCUGGACAAUAUCCCCCCUAUAUAACAAAUUUUAACAAUGGAAAUUCUUUGAGAGCAAAUACAAAUUUCAAUAAUAUUUUUAAUAAUAAUAGUAGUGUAUUCAGAAAUAUUCCUUAUCCAUAUAUUAAUGGAAACGAUAUGAAUAGGUCAAUGUUUUAUUAUGAUCAAAAAUGUGCAAAUAUAAGCGAAAAUGAAAAUUAUGUAAAUUUUAAAGAUGGUAUGCAUGAUGAAUAUGAAAACAUAAAGGGAUUUGUAAAUAAAAGAUUUUAUAAGCGAGAAGAAUUAAAUACUAAUGAUAAAAAAAGAAUAAUAAAUAUGAAUAAGAAUAAAAACAUUUCAGAUGCUAACAAUAAUAGUGAAAUUCUUUUUGGAAGUAACUUUUGUAAUAACAAUGUCCAUACAGGAAAUAGAAGCAUGAAUGAUGCACAGAAUUUGAUCAAAAAUUCAAACGAUUGUUUUACGGGUGGAAUAUUAAAUGGUGUAACUCCACAAAACAGCAACAAUACUACUACUACUAAUAAUAAUGUUAAUUCCAAUAAUAGAAACGAUUAUGCAAAUAUAAUACCUUUUAGUGAUGUCGAAAUUGUUAGAAAUAACUUAGUUCGAACAAAUUCAAGAGGCACAUUAAGUCAAGGGGGAGAAGAAUUAUCUGAAAAUAAUUUAAUAGAUGAACAUAUGAGAUCUAUUCAAAUGGCUAGUAAUAACAUAAGACACCUAAGAAGCACAUCAAAAUUAUUAAAUGAUGAAAAUGAUUUUGAAUAUAAAAAUAUCGAAUUAAAUAUUCCAUGGAGGAUAAUGGAGCAAUUGUUAGUUUUAUUAGAAGAAGAAACAGGAUAUAAACGACCUAAUUUAUCAUCAUAUAUUAAUUCUUAUUAUAAUACUAAUUCGAUUUAUGUAUUCUUUAAUUUAUUUGUUCAUAUUAAUAAUAUAAUAAAUAGUAUUAUAAUUCAAUUUAACCAUUCGAAUUUUUUAAAUAAUGAUAUAUCUAUGUCAUCCUUUUCAAGAAUAAGUAUAAUUUUAUCUUUAGCUUCUGUUAUUUUUUCAAGAUUAUCCAACUUUUUUUUUGUAUUUUAUGAUAAUUUUUAUUGCAACAAUUAUGGACGAAGUUAUAGAUAUUCAGAGCCAAUUAAUCAUGAAUAUUUAAGAGAGUUAAGAAAUUUUUAUUAUUCCAGUAAUAGAAAUAAUAAUAUUCGUAAUUCAAAUAUUUCAAAUUUUAAUUAUGAUCCAAAUAAUAUUUUUGAUAAUCAUAGAAUAAACCCUAAUAAAACAAAUUUACAACAAGAAUUUGAAGAAUAUUAUAAAAAUUAUUUAAGUGGUAUUGAUAUAAAUAUGAAUAAUAAUGUAUUAUUACGAAAAGAUCAUAAAAAUUUUAAGACAAAUAAUUUAGAUGACAAUAUAUUUUCACAAGAUAAUUAUAUUACUCACUAUAGAUUUAAAAAUAAACAUAAAUUAUCAAACAGCUUUAUGGAUCCAAAGGGAAAUAAAUAUAAUAAUAAUAAAUUUACUGAUUUAAAAAAUCAUUUAAAAACAGAUAAAGAUUGGAAUACGAAUAAUCCUUUUUCCACACUUCAAAAUUAUAACAAAAAGCACAACCCUCUUUUAUAUAUAAGUAAGAAAAAAAAAAAAGGAAAUAAAAAAAAUGGAGAACCCACCCAAAAAAAUGAUAAAGAUAUUAAUAAAAACCCUAGUAUAUGCAGUUCCAAAAAUAGUCAUAAUAAUAGUAGUAAUUUUGACAAUAAUAAAAAUAAUGAAUCUGAAAUUAAAAAAUUUCUUGAACCCAAUGUUGUAGAUUCUAGUACUCAAAACACAAAAGAUAAAGGAAAUUUUAUGAUUGAUAUUUUUAAAAAUAUCUUGAAAAAUGAGCCAGAAGAAAAAAUAACAGAAAAUAAUAUUAAUGAUAAAAAUUGUUUGAAAAAUACUGAAAAAACAAAUAAUAAUUUUCCUAACACAACUUUAGCAUGUUAUGAUAAUAAUAUGGAUGAUAUGUAUGGAACUUCUGACGAGGAAAAAGACCAAACAAAUAAUCAUAUUCAUAUUCAAUCCAAUAUAAUACCUCAAAAAGAUUCCACUAAUAAUCCUUUAUUUUCUGAACAAAAUGAAAAACUACAAGAAAAUAAUGGUAAACCAAAUGAUGAAAAAAACAAUAGUGUAGAUAUUCAAAAAAAUAACCAGGCAGUAGUUAAUAAUUUAUCGAUUCCAAAUAUUAAUUUUGCAAAUAUUUUAAAUGACGUUCAAAACCAGUUAGCUACUCAUAAGGCACCAGAGGCACCUCAGCGCGAUAAGUUUGACGGAAUACCCGAUAAAGUCAAAGAAAGAUAUGUAAACUGGACAGAAAACACUCAAAUAUUUUCUGGACAAAUGAUAAAAAUAUGCAGAAAUAAAAGGCCACUAAGUUAUGUAUACCUCGGUGAAAAUUCACUAAACGAAGAUAUUUCCUAUAACAACCCAUUACCUUUUUUAUGGAAAAAAAACAUGAGCAAUAUAAAUGCCAGCUUUGACCUAGAAAUACCAGAUGAAUUGGUGGAAGCAUUUGAUAUGCACAUUUUGGAAUAUGUACAAAAGUCAAUUAAAAAUAACGAGGACUAUAAAUUAGAAAAAUUUAAAUAUCCAAACCUUUCAAAAUGCGAAGAGUUUUUUGAUGAAGCUGACAAAAAUUAG